Molecule: messenger RNA, 546 nt
Organism: Entamoeba dispar SAW760
Lineage: Eukaryota; Evosea; Mastigamoebida; Endamoebidae
Exons: 1
Coding region: 1-546 (181 amino acids)
Source: RefSeq, a predicted model, not a curated record
AUGUCAAAGAAAAUAAAUAAAACAUAUUUAUCACAUAUUAAGACAUUAAACAAUGAAUCUCUACUUGAAGGAACAAUUAUUUAUUUUCUUUCAAAUUACUAUUCAAUUAUUGUAACAAGACCAAGUAAGAAGUCGACAAUGACUGUCCCAUUUAUUAGAAUUAAAAGAAUUGAAAGAAAUGGAGAAAGUUUAGAUAUACCUAAAUUUAUCAAAAGAAGAGGAAAAGAAUAUUUUGAAAUACAUAAAAAUAAGAGAGCGAUUGUGAAAACAAUCAGAAGGAGAGAAAGAUCGAGAAGAAGGAUGGAAACAAUGCAUUUACUUGAAGAUUUCUUAUUUAAUGAAGGGAUUUAUGUUAAUGUAGAGAAUGAAAGUGUGAAUGGGAUAGGUCCAAAUUCAUGGAUUUAUCAAAGCAGAGAAAAGAAAGUUAUCAAUUCAACAGAAAUCAGAGAAAUUGGAAUGAAAGUGAUCAGCUAUAUCACCAAUGAACUUACAACUAAAAACCAAGUAAUAAUCGAAAGAAAUACAAUACUCAGUAUGUUAAAUUAA